This is a messenger RNA of Telopea speciosissima, 240 nucleotides long. Its product is annotated as small polypeptide DEVIL 22-like. The coding region runs from base 45 to 224 and encodes 59 amino acids. The transcript has a single exon. The record is from RefSeq and is a predicted model, not a curated record. Gene Ontology annotation, biological process: negative regulation of cell population proliferation. Lineage: Eukaryota; Viridiplantae; Streptophyta; Magnoliopsida; Proteales; Proteaceae.
GUUGUUGAUCUUUGAUCAACACCAACCAACAAAGUGAACAAACCAUGGUUCAGGUUGAUCAACUCCAUCAAAACAAUAAAUGUGUCCGUCCCCGCUCGAAGAAGAGUGUCCAUGGCUUCUCUAGCAGGUGUGCCUCUCUGGUGAAGGAGCAACGUGCCAGAAUUUAUAUACUUCGACGCUGCGCAACCAUGCUUUUGUGCUGGUACAUCCAGGGUGAUGAUUGAUCGAUCGAUCCAUAGA